Solea senegalensis (Senegalese sole) is the source of this 2307-nucleotide messenger RNA. Its product is annotated as NLR family CARD domain-containing protein 3-like. Bases 88 to 2307 code for a protein of 739 amino acids. Gene Ontology annotation, molecular function: metal ion binding. Lineage: Eukaryota; Metazoa; Chordata; Actinopteri; Pleuronectiformes; Soleidae. The record is from RefSeq and is a predicted model, not a curated record. The transcript has 6 exons.
GCAGAUGAGUGGUUGUGUGGAGGAAGACGAGGACAGAGCAGAGUCUCCAGGACCCAGCGGUCUGUCUGUGAAGAGUAAGAAGUAACGAUGGGAUCCUCACAGACAAAAGGUCAGAACCAGAGACAGAGAGCAGAGUCUCCAGGACCCAGCGGUCUGUCUGUGAAGAGUGACUGGUCUAUGGACCAACCUUUACACUUCAGUCAUGAACCUGGAGCCUCAGAGACAAAAGACAAGUUUGCUGUUUCUGUGGACAAGCAGACGUCCCGCUGUCCUCUGUGUCAGGACGUCUUGAAGGAUCCAGUCUUCACCAGCUGCGGUCACUGGUCCUGCAGACGCUGCAUCUCCUCAUACCGGGACCAGUCUGGUCCACCAGGAGACUCCUGCUGUCCCCAGUGUGGACAGAGACCCAGACCAGGACCAGAUCUACUUCUGCAGAAGGUUCUAGAUGAACAUAAAAUCAGUCUGAGGAGCAGAUUUGAACAUGUGACUGAAGGAACUGAAGGAACAGGAAGUAGAACCCUCCUGAACAGGAUCUUCACUGAGCUCUACAUCACAGAGGGACAGAGUGAAGAGGUCAAUACUCAACAUGAGGUGAUGCAGCUGGAGACGACCUCCAAGAAGAAGAUGGUCCAGGACACUCCCAUCAAGUGCUGCGACAUCUUUAAAGCCUUACCUGACCAGCAGGGGAGCAUCAGAGUCGUCCUGACCAAUGGCGUCGCUGGUGUUGGAAAAACCUUCUCGGUGCAGAAGUUCACUCUGGACUGGGCCGAGGGUUUGGAAAACCAGGAUGUGAAUCUGCUGAUUGUGCUCUCGUUCAGGGAGCUGAACCUGAUCAGAGAUCAGCAGCACAGUCUUCUCACGCUGCUCCAUGUUUUCUAUCCAACAUUAGAGAAGGUCAGAGCAGAGGAGCUCGCUGUCUGUAAACCUUUGUUCAUCUUUGACGGCCUGGAUGAAAGCAGACUCUCACUGGACUUCAGCAGCAGGACGCUGGUUUCUGACGUCACACACAGGUCAUCAGUCAACAUGCUGCUGACCAACCUCAUCCAGGGGAAUCUGCUCCCCUCGGCUCUCAUCUGGAUAACUUCUCGACCUGCAGCGGCCAAUCAGAUCCCUCCUACAUGUGUUGCCAGGGUAACAGAAGUACGAGGCUUCACUGACGACCAGAAGGACGAGUACUUCAGGAAGAGAUCCAGAACUGCAGAUCUGUCCAGCAGAAUCAUCUCACACAUCAAGACGUCCAGGAGCCUCCACAUCAUGUGUCAAGUCCCAGUAUUCUGCUGGAUCAGUGCUACCGUUCUGGAGCACAUGUUGACCACAGAGCAGAGAGGAGAGCUGCCCAAGACCCUGACAGACCUGUACUCACACUUCCUGCUGGUUCAGACCAAGAGGAAGAAGAACAAGUACGAUAAAGGACGUGAGACGAGUCCACAGGAGCUGAUGAAGGCCGACAGGGACUUUCUUCUGAAGCUGGGGAGGCUGGCCUUUAAACAGCUGCAGAAAGGAGACAUCAUGUUCUACCAAGAAGACCUGGAGCGGUGUGGUCUAAGUGUGACAGAGUCCUCGGUGUACUCAGGAGUUUGUACAGAGAUCUUCAGAAGAGAGAGCGUGAUCUUCCAGAAAUCAGUCUACUGCUUUGUUCAUCUGAGCGUUCAGGAGUUUCUGGCUGCAGUCUACAUGUUCCACGGUUUCACCAACAGGAAGACAGAGGUACUGCAGGACUUCUUCAGAAAAAAAGACAGUACGAAAAAGUCACUGAAAGAGUUCCUGCAGGGCUUCUUCAGAAAAAAAGUUGAUGAUGAUGAUGGUGGUGGUUACUCUUCUCUGGAUGUGUUCCUGAAAGCAGCCAUGAAGAAAUCCCUUCAAAGUCAAAAUGGUCACCUUGACCUGUUUGUUCGCUUCCUUCAUGGACUCUGUCUGGAGUCCAACCACAGAAUCUUAGGCGGUCUGCUGGGUCAGACUCAGAACAGUCCAGAAAUCAUCCAGAGGGUCAUUGAGAACAUGAAGAAGAGGAACACAGAGAACAUCUCACCUGACAGAAGCAUCAACAUCUUCCACUGUCUGACAGAGAUGAACGACCAAUCAGUGCAUCAGGAGAUCAAAGAGUUAAUGAAGUCAAAGAACAGAGAACAGGAACUCUCUGCGAUCCACUGCUCAGCUCUGGCCUACAUGCUGCAGAUGUCUGAGGAGGUUCUGGAUGAGUUGGACCUGAGCAAGUACAGAACAUCAGACCAGGGGAAACAGAGACUGAUUCCAGCUGUGAGGAACUGCAGGAAGGCUGAGUUGAGGGGCUGCAGUUUGACUAAUUGA